UUACCUGGUAGUCUCCGAUGACGUAAUAUAUAAUUCCGGUGCCCACUGCCUACCAUAACACUUGUACAAUUGUUGUGUGUUCUUCGUUACUCCGGAACUGGUCAUACGUAGACAAUAGAUUUACAGUGGGGACCGGCAGAGGAGAUUUGGUCAGUACUCUACAGCUGUUAUUGUUUUUCGGUCCUCAUCAACAAUACCACUACUAAUAUAAUAAACUACAUACUACUUUCACUGCUGAACGCUGUUCUGAGGUCAUUCGAUUGCAAAUUGUGCAGUCAGACACACCUUGGACAGUACCCAUGUAUGUACCUACCUCCUCAACAAUAAUGUGCGUAAGUUUGAAUGUUCGGGUCGAGCUGGAAAACUUGCUGUGGAUACAUCGCGUGUUGUAGCGUAAAAAGCAGUCGUCAGUCAGUCAAUCACCACGUUAUUGCUUGCAAGGCUUGCUACUCUACCAGUCACCGGUCGUCUCUCCGAUUCUUCGGUCGGGUUGUGUGUUUAACUAUUACACGUACUUACAUACACAAAUAUAAAAGAUACAUUACUACAAGCGAAGAACGAGCUCAUAAUAAACAGUAUGUGUAUGAUGUACACAAUUGGUGUAAAUGUUAUUAGUGGUUUUUAUUGUGGCAUGUGAUUUACGUUUAUCUCAUCCAUCGUCAGUAGCCGGAUGUUACGAACGGGUGUUUUAAACUAACCUCACUGUAGCACGUGAAUCGAAUUAUCAUCGUUAUUAUUGUGAUUAUAAUUGUUAUUAUUGCUUCUUUAUCGCUGUUUGAUACAUACUAUCGCCGCUUCUACUUCUUCGUGUUCGUUCCUUUCGUCAUCGGCGUAGUCGUCCUUGACUAUUAUAGUUCAUUUAUUAUAAGACGUUCCUUUUUUUUUGCGACAAUUGCAUAAUAACAGUAUCUGGUAACACCAGCAAUAAUAUUAACUGGUUCGACAGGAAAUUUAAACAGCGCGAAUCCUGUACCUAUCCACUUACUACUCGAAUAAUAUUAGACAUGAUGUUUUGGUGUACGAGUUUUUUGCUCGUCUUCUUUGGAGCGAACCCGAUACUGGCAAUUGAUAAUUUGAGAGUUGUUUAUCAGUGGAAUCAGCUCAGUUAUAACUACGAAACGGAAAGUGAUAAAUUCGCUGCUUUGGACAGCGGUGCAUACAUUCCUGCAAAUAAUGUACCAAUGGGUAUCGAAGUCGUCGGAAGGCGAAUUUUCAUAACUAUACCACGAUGGAAACGCGGAGUUCCUGCUUCCUUGGCUUAUAUUUCACACACCGGUGAAGUGAAUUCGCCUACAUUGAAACCGUAUCCAAACUGGGAAGCACAUCAAUCUGAGAAUGACAGCGCUAUUCCAGAAAUUGUAUCGCCAUUUAGAUUGAGAGCCGACAGAUGCGGACAUCUUUGGGUACUCGACAGUGGCAUGGCCAACAUACUCGAACCUGAAUACCAAAAUUCCGUACCUCCCUCAAUAAUUGUCUUUGACUUGAAUGACGACAGCAUCGUAAGAAGGUAAAAAGUUAAAUUAUACCAUUUCAGGGA
Molecule: messenger RNA, 1537 nt
Organism: Agrilus planipennis (emerald ash borer)
Lineage: Eukaryota; Metazoa; Arthropoda; Insecta; Coleoptera; Buprestidae
Product: protein yellow-like
Exons: 2
Coding region: 1005-1511 (168 amino acids)
Cellular component (GO): extracellular region
Source: RefSeq, a predicted model, not a curated record